Messenger RNA from Symbiodinium necroappetens, 996 nucleotides. The record is from the annotation of a GenBank genome assembly. Lineage: Eukaryota; Dinophyceae; Suessiales; Symbiodiniaceae.
AUGUCCGUUGCGCAGGUCGAAGACGGGGUGCAGAAGGUCAAGGACACCUCGGAGAUCGAGAGCGAUGUCUCGACGUGCGUUGUUCGCGACUUCUCUACGGACUCGGAGAAGUCUGGUGGCCGACGCCUUUCCUUGUUCAGCCAUGGAGCCGUCCUGCCCACAGCCGUCUGCCUUAGCAAGGCUGCUAUUGGCCCAGGAAUUUUGCCCAUGGCAGGCCACGCAGCGGAAGUGGGCAUCGUUUUUCAAGCUGUUGCGCUGAUCGGAGCAGCCGUUCUUUCACUGGCCAGCAUUCGCUUUAUCGCCACGGCUUGCAUCGCGACAGGCUGCUACAUCUACGAGGACUUGUGCAAUGAAUUGCUCCACCCUGUGAUGGCCCUCUUCACCGGGUUCAUGAACUCUGUGAAUUGCGUUGGUUCUGCAGUUGGCUACCUCAUCAUUUGCGGCCAACUCGUUGGAGUGGUCACUGGUGCAUCAGAGCCUCAUUGCAAGCUGUUUAUUGUGCUCACGGGCGUCUUGGUUUGUGCUCCGCUGGCCAUGGCCAGGCAUGUCAGCUGCAUGCGGCACCUGGCUGCAGGGAGCAUCGCUGCUCUUCUUAUCUUGGUCGCUUGUGUCAUGUGGCACUAUGCCGAGCACGGAGCAGAUGAAACCAUUGCCACCCACGACGAUGUGUUUUUCUCUUCCACGGCGGCCACGGCCUUCACCUACAUGUCAAGCAUCAACAAUGUCGUCUUCGCGUACAACAAUCAGUUCAUUGUGCCACAACUUACUCGGGAGCAGAAGCCGGAGCCAACGACGAUGCGUAUGCACACGGCAGCCGUCAUCUGCCUCAUCAUGUGCUUUGUGGUCUACUUCUUCACGUCUGUGUUCGGAGUGCUGGCCUUCGGCAUUGGAGAUCAGCAGAAAGACUCCCUGGUGUACUCCGGUGCAGCUCUUUCCGCUAGUGGCUGGAAAUUGUGGGCUCAUCCGCCUUAUUUGCCGUGUGCACACUCUUUUUAA